Thecamonas trahens ATCC 50062 is the source of this 1610-nucleotide messenger RNA. Its product is annotated as CAMK/CAMKL/CHK1 protein kinase. Lineage: Eukaryota; Apusomonadida; Apusomonadidae. Gene Ontology annotation, cellular component: cytoplasm. The record is from RefSeq and is a predicted model, not a curated record. The transcript is spliced from 2 exons. Gene Ontology annotation, molecular function: ATP binding; protein serine/threonine kinase activity. Gene Ontology annotation, biological process: protein phosphorylation; intracellular signal transduction. Bases 1 to 1563 code for a protein of 520 amino acids.
AUGGCUUACCGAGACCGGGAAGAGUCGCCAGUCUCGGACGACGAUCCGACGCUGGCAUUCUCGCAGCUCUCUCAGUGCACGCAAUCAUCACAGCGCGGCCGCAGAGUUGAAGACUACAUUCUGGAACACACCAUCGGUGUCGGCGAGUUCUCAAAAGUCAAGGCGGCCCGCAAUGUGCACACCGGCGAGUAUGUGGCGGUGAAGAUCAUUCCGAUGGCGGCGAUGAAGGCCAAUCCUGUGCUGCAGCAAGAGUUCCUCAUCCACACCAAGCUCGACCACCCCCACGUGGUGCACAUGAUCAAGUUUGUCAACUCGGACCCCGAGGUCCUGUAUGUAUUUCUGGAGCUUGCAGCCGGCGGUGAGCUCUUUGACCGCAUCGAGCCAGACGUGGGCAUGCACUCCGAGCUGGCCAAGGCGUACUUUGCGCAGCUUCUAGUCGGCGUCGAGUAUCUGCACUCGAUCGGCGUGGCGCACCGCGACAUCAAGCCCGAGAACAUCCUGCUCGACGCGGCAGGCAGCGUCCGCAUCACCGACUUUGGCUUUGCCACCGACUUUCUCGACGACAACGGGAGCGAGCGGGUGCUGACGACCCGGUGCGGCUCGCCGCCGUACGUGGCACCCGAAGUGCUGACCGGCUCGUACCGUGGGCCGCCGGCUGACGUCUGGUCGGUUGGCGCUGUCCUCUUUGUCCUCCUCACCGGCCAACUCCCGUGGGACUCGCCGACGCAUGCAUGCUUCGAGUACACGGCCAUCACCGAGGGCAACUUUGACUUUGCGCCGUGGUCCUCGCUCCCGCCGCCCGCACUCGCCCUCCUCCGCACCAUCUUUGUGCUCGAUCCGGAGAAGCGGCCGACCAUCCAGCAGAUCCAGCAGUGUGGCUGGCUGACCGGCGAUGGCGACGACGGGCGCAAGCGCGGGCGUGCCCCGGUCUCGUCGUCGCCGACACGGCACCUGGCGGCGCUGACGGUUGCCUCGCCGUCGCCGUCGCCGUCAGCCAAGCGGCGGAGGCUACUCCCGCAGGUAUCGCGGACCACAUCGGCGUUUGCCAUGUCGCAGCCCGAGCUCGAGCACGUGUCGGUGGCGGUCAAGGCCGCACCAACCUCGUCGGCCGCCUUCUGCGAAAUGGCGCAGUCGCAGCCGAUCCGCGCCGCCGAUCUUUACGCCACCGCCGGGCCGUCGGCCGCCACGCAGCUCAACGAGUUCAAGGAGGUGGUCGAGCGGAUGACCCGCAUCUCGCUCGACGUUCCGGCUGUCGCCUUGUUCCGCCUCAUCGCCGACGCGCUCGAGGCCGCCGGCGCCCGCGUCCGGCCCAUCCCAGACCAGUUCCGCCUCCUCGUCACAUACUCGACUCGGUUCGGCCAGCUCUCGCUCGUGGUACGGCUCUUCCGCGGCGGUACCAAGCGGGUGAUGGCCGAGUUUAUGCGCGCCCGUGGCGACAUGUUUGAGUUCAAGAAGCUGUUCAAACGGGUCAAGGCCGACGUCGAGGCCGCCGCCCUCGCUCUUCCGCCGCCGCCCUCGCGCGCUCCGUCGCCGCCACCGAUACUCGCUCUCUCGCAGUGUUGAUUGAACCGUGUGGUCCCCGUUUGCUCGUCUGGCCAGGUAAAACAGCC